Rhineura floridana is the source of this 1212-nucleotide messenger RNA. RefSeq names its product parkin coregulated (gene PACRG). The record is from RefSeq and is a predicted model, not a curated record. Lineage: Eukaryota; Metazoa; Chordata; Lepidosauria; Squamata; Rhineuridae. Gene Ontology annotation, cellular component: vesicle; cytosol; neuron projection. Gene Ontology annotation, molecular function: Hsp90 protein binding; Hsp70 protein binding. The transcript has 5 exons. Bases 293 to 1048 code for a protein of 251 amino acids.
GUAUCGAGGCUUCUGACAAGGGCAGCAUUCUUGCGCUACACAUGCUCGUUGUUGAUGCGUUGCCUAGCAACCGAGUCCCUGGAAGCGAGUUGGUGUUAGAAACAGGCAAAUAUUGUCCCCUCCCCCCUCUUCGGACCGAAUCUACACAGAAGCCUGAGCGGGGGCUAAGCCGGGGGUUGAGGGAGAACUGAUGCAGGGGAACGGAAUUUAGGAGGAGGGUUAAAACAACAACUCGUUGUCGUGCUUUUUUCCCGUCCUCAAGUUCUUUUUCCUCCAAUAGCCACCUGAAAAGAUGGUGGCAGAGAAAGAGGGCUUAAGCCCCCAUAAAGACAGACCCCCACAACUGCAGGAGCCACUGAGACACGCAAAAAGAACUAAGAAGCAGGUCAGCGAUGGAUUCACCAUCAAAGCCAUGAUGAAAGACACCGUGGUUAAAGGGCCCCCGGCAGCAGGAGCAUUUAAAGAAAGACCAACAAAACCCACAGCGUUUCGCAAGUUUUAUGAGCGAGGUGACUUCCCAAUCGCCCUUGAGCAUGAUACAAGAGGAAACAAAAUAGCCUGGAAGGUGGAGAUUGAGAAACUGGAUUAUCAUCACUAUCUGCCACUGUUUUUCGAUGGUCUAUGUGAAAUGCAAUUUCCCUAUGAGUUUUUUGCUCGGCAAGGCAUUCAUGACAUGCUGGAGCAUGGAGGAAACAAGAUCCUUCCUGUCAUUCCUCAGCUCAUUAUUCCAAUAAAAAAUGCGUUGAACCUUCGAAACCGGCAGGUCAUCUGCAUCACACUUAAAGUUCUCCAGCACCUGGUUGUGUCAGCUGACAUGGUGGGGGAAGCCUUAGUGCCCUAUUAUCGUCAGAUUCUCCCCAUUUUAAACAUCUUUAAGAAUAUGAAUGUUAAUUCAGGAGAUGGCAUUGACUACAGCCAGCAGAAGCGUGAAAAUAUUGGAGAUUUGAUUCAAGAGACACUGGAAGCCUUUGAGCGCUACGGUGGUGAAGAUGCUUACAUAAACAUUAAAUACAUGGUUCCAACUUACCAGUCAUGCUUGUUAAACUAACAGAAGAGUGAUGCCAUUUGUGCUCUCCAGCUCUGUCUAAUGUUCUGUUCCUCAUUUUUCCCCUGCAUCGACUAAAACAGCGGCUUCUGGACCCUUAGACUGUUUAGUACUAUUGUGAACCAGUCUUUCCAAUAUAUAAAUAGUGCCUGUUUCUUUGAUUACAA